Messenger RNA from Meloidogyne enterolobii, 354 nucleotides. Lineage: Eukaryota; Metazoa; Nematoda; Chromadorea; Rhabditida; Meloidogynidae. The record is from the annotation of a GenBank genome assembly.
UUUUCCAAUGAAGAUUCUACGCGUGAUGCUCUUUUGGAUGUUAAUGGGAAACCGUUUUCAAAUGACCCGUCUGGGAGAGCACGUUUUAAUCUUGCAUUUGCCAACUCUCCUCAUCAAAUGUCUGUUGAGUACAACCUUUUUGUUAGAAAUUUAUCUCCAGAUGUUGAUGAUGUUUCUCUUUUUAGGGUAUUUUUUGAUAUAUUUUUUGGGGAGUCUCCUUUGGUUUAUUUUUCCUGGGUUCCUUUUUUUCGUUUCCUUUUCCCAUCUUUUAAAUACAUAUUAGAAUUUGCGGACAAAACUUGCAGACUUUUAUAAUCAUAGACGCGGCACGUUUUAUCUCGCCAAAAGCUUGUU